GCUACAUCAAUUUCACCAGUAAGUUAGCUUGUCUUUGUUGUUUAUGCUUCUGAUUUCACUGUAACAUAUAUUUCGAGCAAAGUUAUUAUUUUAGUUACUCGAGUUAUGACGAAUGUUCACAAGAUGAUUUCAGAGUACGUUUGUUAAUCAAUUAACAGACGAUCGUUUGAGUCAUCAGACUUAACUUUUACAUCUGAGUUGUUUCAACGUAUACUGACUUAACUGUUUUCAAAAUUCCUCUCAUUUUUCAGUAGUACACAUUUAUUUGUCAUCUCAUGGCAUGUGUCGUCGUGCACGCUGGUGCUGGAUAUCACUCUAAAUCGAAAGAAAAGAAAUAUAAUAAAUUGUGUUCCGAAGCUUGUUCAUUGGCCGGAAAACUUUUGUCAGUUGAUCACAAAAGUGCCAUCGACGCUGUGGAAGCGGCUGUAGCGUAUUUAGAAGACUGUCCACUAACUAAUGCAGGGAUCGGUAGUAAUCUGAGCAUUAAUGGCUAUGUGGAAUGUGAUGCGGGAAUAAUGAGUGGCUCUACCAUUCAGUUUGCCGGGAUCGGAGCUGUUCGUAAUAUAAAGAAUCCUGUAAAGGUUGCAAGGCUUCUGUUACAGUCACAAAUUGAUCACCCUCUGGGUGAGUUAGGACGCGUUCCUCCAUCCGUGCUUGUUGGUGAUGGUGCUCAUCUGUGGGCUGCUUCAAAAGGAUAUCCUGUUGAUAAAAGUGAUCUCGUCACAAAACAUUCACGGGUUUCAUGGGAAAAGUACAGAAGUUGGUUAUUUAAUGGGAACGAAAUAGAUGCAACUACAAAAGAUUCUCAUUUUAAUCAUCAUGAAAAUGUUCCUGAGUUGAAAAAGUCUUGUGUUCAUAGAUUUGAUACUGUUGGUGCUGUCUGUAUUGAUAUAGAAGGGAAGAUUGCUGCAGCAUCUUCUAGUGGUGGUAUUGCAAUGAAGUAUGAAGGUCGUCUAGGUCAAGCGUGUACAUAUGGUUGUGGUUGUUGGGCAGAAGAACUCAGUUCAUUUUCUAGUAUUGGGGUUGUCACUUCAGGUACUGGUGAACAACUUAUAAAGACCCAACUUGCUCAGCGCUCUGCAGAACGUUUUAAUGGUGACACCAUUUCCGUUUCUGAAGCAGUUCACUCAUCUCUCACUGAUGGCUUUUUAAAUUCUAAGUAUCUUUCCUGUGAUAUGGAAAAAUUUGCCGGAAUUGCUGGAGUUUACACUAAUUUCGAACGAAUUGACUUUCCUAAUGUGGAGGUGUUUUUCGGACACUCAACACGAUCGAUGAGUGUUGGUCACUAUCUGCCGAGUGUUAUGAAAAAACCAUCUGUCCAUGUAUCACGGAAACAAAUUGAUAGACCUACGUAUAUAGAAGUCUACGCAUAUACCAUAUAGUUAAUCUGGAAAUGAAAGGUGAAUACUUUUGUAUCUGAUCUUGACCACUUGACAUGGCUUUGUUAGAUGUACUUGGUAUCACGAAAGUGUAUAACUCUACUGAGCAAGGAGAUCAUCGCAGUCAUCUCAUCUUGCUAUGAAUGCUGGCGAUAAACUUGAAAACUACUCAAACUUGUGGUAAAGUUGGUCUGGAACGAUGAUUUUUUUCCUUCUAUAUGACACUCGUUUUAGAAUAUUUGACAAAACCAUCAGCGUUAUUGAAUAAAUUAUUUUCCAAACUGA
Schistosoma spindalis is the source of this 1664-nucleotide messenger RNA. NCBI's taxonomy places the organism in Eukaryota, Metazoa, Platyhelminthes, Trematoda, Strigeidida, Schistosomatidae. The record is from the annotation of a GenBank genome assembly.